UUUUAAUUACCCCAGAGAGUACCCUUGUAAAUAUUGAAAAAGUGAAUAACUCCUUCACAACUAAGAAAAAGCAGAGACACUUACACAAGUUUGUAGCAAUGCUAUUUAAUAGCUAAAAUAUUGCAAACCGUCAGUCAGCAAAAUGUCAGUCAUGUCAGUACCAUAUCAAGUUACAAAAUAGAUAGAAGAAAAAAAUAAGCACAAAGAUAAAUGUCAGAAUCCUUUCAGGUCAACAUGUUCUGGCAGUGUGAGCUUGCCAAAUUUCACUGGUACUGAGCAAGAUGUGAUAGCUCCUCCCACCUCCUGAGCAGCUAUUGGAGGAUAUGUUUACGCCUCUCCGACCAUCUGCCUUCACAGGGCAACAUCCUAUUGAUUCAUCCCCCAAGGGCACAAGUUCAUCAGACACUCAGGAGGCAACCUGUCCCGUGGCAUAGUUCCAGGGGGUGAAUGAAUUAGUGGAAAGAAAUAGACUGCCUCACUGUAUGGAGCUAGGAAAGUGGGAUGAGUAAGCAUAUGGAGACAAGCCUGCAUGCUACAUAUCACUGUACAGCAGCAAAUGUACUGAAUCAGCAAUCCUGUACACAUCACACUGUGCUCCCCAAGCAGCUCUGUAUCACAGAGUGGAGAGUGGCCUGAUGUUUUUUGGUGGGCCCCUUGGCAUCCCAGUUCAACACUGCCCCACAGUGCUUACCAUUUCUGUGCCAGAGGGGGUCGGAUGGGGGCUAGUGCAGAGGGCACAAUUAUGCACUAGAAGAGAUACAUUUCUGGAUUAAAAACUGGAAAUUCAGCUCUUAAAAUUACCAGAAGUAAUUUUUUUGCCACCCCGGUAACUUGUUUGGCGCUACCGCCUUUUUCAACUCGCCUCAUGUCAGUAUCGCACCUGCAGUUCUCUACAUAUCAGACUGAAAUACCUCAGCAGCCCUAUACCUAAGCAGUCUCCCCCCCAAGCAGCCCUGUAUAUCACGUUGCACUGCCCAACAGCCUUUCAUAUAUCACACUGUGCCCUGGUGGUGUACAGGCUGCUAUAGACAGACAUCGCUUAUUUCCAAGUGUCAAGGCACCAAGUUUAAAGGUACACCGUAUUUCCUUUCAUCCUGGGCAGCGCACUUACUAAUACUGUUGCCUGCAUUCUUUCUAAGCAGUCCAUCUGCCACCCUGCACCCUCUGCCUUCUGAUUGGAUGUUCUGCUGGGCCCUGUGUGAGUGACAUGUUGCACCCUGGUUAUCCGUCUGCUGAAUGGAACUGCUCUUCUCCACCCUCCUCCCUGUCGGACAGCAGAAGAGGCCGGGUUUAUUUUUAUCUUCAUACUGUUGUACUAGAGAAAAUGAUUUCCCUCCCCCAGCAGAUAUGUGCACACACCUUAGAGGGAAGAUUGGGCAGUGCUCUGCUCCAGCAUCCCAGCACAUACCACAUAGGAAUGCCACCCACCAGUAAAACGGAUGCCACUGUUGAAAAGAAAAAAAAAUAUAAAAAUAUAGAAAGACCAGUAUUUUUCAGCAAAAAAGGUGGCAAUCCUAUUAACAGUGCAGUCCCCCAGCAGCCUUGUACACAUCACAUUCUGAAUCCUGUUCACAUCACACCAUGCUCCCGGCCUCUCCCCCUGUUAACCCUAGGGAUGCCACCUGGCUGGUAUUUUAUGAUGGCUGAUCCCAAUGUUAUUAAUAGGGAAAAACGUAAAUAUAUAGGAAGGCCAGGUUUUUUUCCCAAGAAAAGUUGGUAACCCUAGUUAAUCGCCAUACCCUACCUUUCCCCAGAGGUACUGUGCGGAUCACCAAGCCUCUCCUCCAGCACUCAUACAGAUCACACUGAAUUCCUACAGCCCUUAACACUGCCUAGAGCUUUUAAUGCCCCCACAAGUCAGCCUGUCUGUAUAAUACUACAGUCUCCCACAGGUCUGGACUGAGAAUCAAAAUAGGCAUUGGCUUUUCAAGAACACAGAGGCCCAAACAGCCCACAUAGAGGACCAAAAAGCCCCCCACCAGACCAAUAAAUAGUGAGUGCCUAUGGCAUCUAACAACAGCCCCUCUGGCAUUUGCCAGAACCCACAGAUUGCCAGUCCGGGCCUGGUCUCCCAGCAGUUCUUCCCCCUGUCACAUUUGCUCCACGCAGUGUAAUUAUGAAAACUUUCUAGCAGCGUAACCCGGCACCUACACAAUUCUACAUUCAUCUACGUAGCAGCUAAACCCACACCACAUUGCAUCACCCCUCCCUCAUAUUGCUUUGUCACAUGGCUUCGACGUCACGAUCUAGUCCAAGCCAAUCCACUGUAGGCUGUACCACUUGCACCGAGGUUACCCUGAUCACACGAUCCCUCUGUCAGAUUCUGAAGGGGCGUGUGGGGUAUAGGCUUAAGGCUGGGCAACGUGAUUUCACCUGUAAACAGAGGCAGGGCCGCACUAUCGUCUUGCUGUACGGCUCCUCUCAUUCAUUCCAACCAUCCAAGUUGCUGGGGGAGGUUGUCGCUGAUCUUCUUUAAGCAGAAUGGAGGAGUCUUUGCCUCAAGAGUUGCUUGAUCAGCAUUCCCAUUUCAUCAUUGGCUCAGUGUCCGAGGACAAUUCAGAGGACGAAUUUAGCUCAAUGGUCAGAGUGGACCUAGAUGAUAAAGAGAGAUCUUCAUCUCCAGCAUCCAUAGCCUCCACAACCUCGGAUACCCUUUCUGAUAUGGGGCUCUCAAACUAUCAGGAUUCUCUUGCUCUGCAAAUGAGGCCCAGCAUGUCAGGUUUGCACUUGGUCAAACAAGGACGGGACAGAAAGAAAAUUGACUUGCAAAGAGAUUUUACGGUUGCCUCUCCAGCAGAAUUUGUCACGCGUUUUGGGGGGAAUAAAGUUAUUGAAAAGGUACUAAUUGCUAAUAAUGGCAUUGCAGCAGUCAAAUGCAUGCGUUCAAUCAGACGGUGGUCCUAUGAGAUGUUCCGAAAUGAGAGAGCCAUCCGAUUUGUUGUUAUGGUAACCCCAGAAGAUCUAAAAGCCAAUGCAGAAUAUAUCAAAAUGGCAGAUCAUUAUGUACCUGUACCCGGAGGACCAAACAACAACAAUUAUGCAAACGUUGAACUCAUCCUUGAUAUUGCAAAAAGGAUUCCAGUCCAGGCUGUGUGGGCUGGAUGGGGCCAUGCAUCAGAGAAUCCCAAACUACCAGAACUUUUGCACAAAAAUGGAAUAGCAUUUAUGGGCCCUCCCAGUCAAGCUAUGUGGGCAUUAGGAGACAAGAUUGCAUCUUCCAUUGUUGCCCAGACAGCUGGAAUUCCAACACUCCCAUGGAGUGGCAGUGGAUUAAAAGUAGAUUGGCAGGAGAGUGAUCUAAAGAAGAACAAUUUAAGUGUACCUCCAGAGAUAUAUGGAAAAGGAUAUGUGAAAGAUGUGGACGAUGGUUUGAAGGCAGCAGAAGUUGUUGGAUACCCUGUCAUGAUUAAGGCUUCUGAGGGAGGUGGAGGAAAAGGAAUCAGGAAAGUGAACAACUCAGAAGAUUUCCCCAACCUCUUCCGUCAGGUUCAGGCAGAAGUUCCUGGCUCCCCUAUAUUUGUGAUGAGACUGGCCAAGCAGUCACGUCAUCUUGAGGUACAGAUUCUCUCUGAUCAGUAUGGAAAUGCCAUCUCACUCUUUGGCCGUGACUGCUCUGUACAGCGACGCCACCAAAAAAUUAUUGAAGAGGCACCUGCAUCAAUUGCUACGGCUACAGUUUUUGAACACAUGGAGCAGUGUGCUGUGAAACUUGCCAAAAUGGUUGGGUAUGUGAGUGCUGGCACUGUGGAAUAUCUUUAUAGCCAGGAUGGUAGCUUUUACUUCUUAGAGUUAAACCCACGGCUUCAAGUGGAGCAUCCCUGCACGGAGAUGGUAGCUGAUGUCAACCUGCCAGCAGCACAACUGCAGAUUGCGAUGGGGGUACCACUCCAUAGAAUUAAGGAUAUACGAAUGCUUUAUGGACUCCCUGCUUGGGGGGAUUCACUCAUUGACUUUGACAGUUCACUAAAUGUCCCAUGCCCUAGAGGUCACGUCAUUGCAGCUCGCAUAACCAGUGAGAACCCAGAUGAGGGGUUUAAGCCAAGCUCAGGAACUGUCCAAGAGCUUAAUUUCCGCAGCAACAAGAAUGUCUGGGGUUAUUUCAGUGUGGCAGCAGCGGGCGGUCUUCAUGAAUUUGCAGAUUCACAAUUUGGUCAUUGUUUCUCAUGGGGAGAAAACCGUGAGGAAGCCAUCUCAAAUAUGGUGUUGGCUUUAAAGGAAUUGUCAAUUCGAGGUGAUUUUCGAACUACAGUAGAGUAUCUGAUAAAACUUUUGGAGACAGAAAGCUUUCAGCACAAUCGCAUUGAUACUGGCUGGCUGGAUCGGCUGAUCUCUGAGAAAGUACAGGCUGAACGCCCAGAUGCCAUGCUAGGAGUAGUUUGUGGAGCCCUGCAUGUAGCAGAUGUUAACUUUCGCAACAGUGUCUCCAAUUUUCUUCACUCACUUGAGAGAGGGCAGGUUUUGCUGGCACAUACACUGCUGAAUACAGUAGAUGUGGAACUUAUCUAUGAAGGCGAGAAAUAUGUUCUAAAGGUGACGCGUCAAUCUCCCAAUUCAUAUGUGGUGAUAAUGAAUAACUCCUGUGUAGAAGUAGAUGUACACAGACUGAGUGACGGAGGCCUCCUUUUGUCCUAUGAUGGCAGCAGCUAUACGACUUAUAUGAAAGAGGAAGUUGACAGGUACCGCAUAACUAUUGGGAAUAAAACAUGUGUCUUUGAGAAAGAAAAUGAUCCCUCAAUCCUGCGCUCACCAUCUCCUGGUAAAUUAAUUCAAUAUGUGGUGGAGGAUGGUGGCCAUGUUUUUGCUGGUCAAUGCUAUGCCGAAAUAGAGGUAAUGAAGAUGGUGAUGACAUUGACAGCAAUAGAAUCAGGUUGUAUACACUAUGUAAAACGAACUGGAGCAGCCCUGGAGCCAGGAUGUGUGAUAGCUAAGCUUCAGCUGGAUGACCCCAGCCGUAUACAACAGGCUGAACUUCACAGGGGCCCCCUUCCUCUGAUUCACAGCACGGCCCUUCAAGGAGAGAAACUUCAUCGGGUGUUUCACUGUGUUCUAGAUAACCUGGUCAAUGUGAUGAAUGGAUAUUGUCUGCCAGAACCCUACUUUAGCAGCAAGUUAAAAGACUGGGUUGAAAGACUGAUGAAGACCCUAAGAGACCCAUCUCUACCUCUGUUAGAGCUUCAGGACAUAAUGACCAGUGUGUCUGGCCGCAUUCCUCCAAAUGUAGAAAAAUCAAUCAAGAAAGAAAUGGCACAGUAUGCCAGUAACAUUACUUCUGUGUUGUGCCAGUUUCCCAGUCAACAGAUCGCUAAUAUACUAGACAGCCAUGCUGCUACACUUAAUCGUAAAUCUGACCGAGAGGUUUUCUUCAUGAACACACAGAGCAUAGUGCAACUGGUUCAACGGUACCGAAGCGGUAUCAGGGGGCAUAUGAAAGCAGUAGUUAUGGAUCUGCUCCGUCAGUAUCUGAAGGUGGAGACGCAAUUCCAGCAUGGUCACUAUGAUAAGUGUGUCUUUGCUCUCCGGGAAGAGAAUAAAAGUGACCUGACAAUGGUGCUGAAUUCUAUUUUUUCCCAUGCGCAAGUCACCAAGAAGAAUCUGUUAAUCACCAUGCUCAUCGACCAGUUGUGUGGCCGAGAUCCCACAUUAACAGAUGAGUUGUUGAACAUACUUAUGGAACUUACCCAGCUAAGCAAAACAACAAAUGCCAAAGUGGCACUGCGGGCCCGACAGGUCCUCAUCGCUUCACAUUUGCCUUCCUAUGAACUUCGGCAUAACCAAGUGGAAUCUAUAUUCUUAUCUGCCAUUGACAUGUAUGGGCACCAGUUUUGCAUUGAGAAUUUGCAGAAACUCAUUUUGUCAGAGACCUCCAUAUUUGAUGUUCUACCAAACUUCUUUUACCACAGUAACCAGGUGGUGAGGAUGGCAGCAUUGGAGGUAUAUGUACGGAGGGCUUACAUUGCCUAUGAACUCAACAGUGUUCAGCACCGACAGCUAAAGGACAACACAUGUGUGGUUGAGUUCCAGUUUAUGUUGCCAACAUCCCAUCCAAACAGAGGGAACAUCCCCACGCUUAACAGAAUGUCUUUCUCUUCGAACCUGAACCACUAUGGAAUGGUUCAUGUUGCCAGCGUCAGUGAUGUGCUACUGGAUACCUCUUUUACGCCUCCCUGCCAAAGGAUGGGUGGCAUGGUUGCCUUUCGGACCUUUGAAGAUUUUGUGAGAUUAUUUGAUGAUGUGAUGAGUUGCUUCUCAGAUUCACCCCCUCAGAGCCCUAUAUUCCCUGAAGCUGGUCAUACUUCACUUUAUGAUGAAGAUGAUAAUAAGAGCUCCAGAGAUGAACCUAUCCACAUCUUGAAUGUUGCCAUUAAAACAGAUUGUGAUAUUGAUGAUGACGGAUUGGCAGCCAUGUUUCGGAAUUUUACGCAGAGCAAAAAAGCCGUGUUAAUGGAUCAUGGUAUUCGUCGACUGACAUUUUUGGUAGCACAAAAGGAUUUCAGGAAACAGGUCAACUGUGAGGUAGAUCAACGAUUUCAAAGAGAAUUCCCCAAAUUUUUUACUUUCCGUGCAAGAAAUAAGUUUGAAGAAGACCGAAUCUACAGGCACUUAGAGCCUGCCCUUGCUUUUCAACUGGAACUGAAUCGUAUGCGUAAUUUUGAUCUGACAGCAAUACCAUGUUCAAAUCAUAAAAUGCAUUUGUAUCUGGGUGCUGCAAAGGUUGAAGCAGGCACAGAAGUGACUGAUUAUCGUUUUUUUGUCCGGGCCAUCAUCAGGCACUCUGACUUGGUAACAAAGGAAGCCUCAUUUGAGUACUUGCAGAAUGAAGGGGAGAGAUUGCUUCUUGAAGCAAUGGAUGAGCUGGAGGUGGCUUUUAAUAACACUAAUGUACGCACUGACUGCAAUCACAUCUUCCUUAACUUUGUACCAACUGUUAUUAUGGAUCCUUCAAAGAUUGAAGAGUCUGUUCGUAGUAUGGUGAUGCGCUAUGGAAGUCGUUUGUGGAAACUUCGUGUCUUACAAGCUGAACUGAAGAUUAAUAUCCGCUUGACACCAACAGGGAAGCAAAUACCAAUACGCCUAUUUUUAACCAAUGAAUCCGGCUACUACUUGGACAUCAGUCUGUACAAAGAGGUGACUGACUCAAGGACUGGUCAAAUCAUGUUCCAGGCCUAUGGUGAUAAACAAGGCCCACUUCACGGCAUGCUGAUUAAUACUCCUUAUGUGACAAAAGAUCUGUUGCAGUCCAAAAGGUUUCAGGCUCAGUCUUUGGGAACAACCUAUGUUUAUGAUAUUCCAGAAAUGUUUCGCCAGGCACUUAUCAAACUAUGGGAAUCUAUGGAAGCUCAUGCAUUUCUGCCCAAAAGCCCUUUGCCUUCAGAUGUUCUCACUUAUACAGAAUUGGUACUGGAUGACCAAGGGCAAUUAGUACAUCUGAACAGACUUCCAGGUGGAAAUGAGAUUGGUAUGGUGGCUUGGAAAAUGACCCUCAAGAGUCCAGAGUAUCCAGAUGGCCGUGACAUCAUUGUUAUUGGAAAUGACAUCACUUAUAAGAUUGGAUCAUUUGGUCCACAAGAGGAUCUUUUAUACUUAAGAGCAUCAGAACUCUCUCGAUCAGAGGGGAUCCCUAGAAUAUAUGUUGCAGCAAACAGUGGUGCAAGGAUAGGACUAGCAGAAGAGAUCCGCCAUAUGUUUCAUGUUGCAUGGGAAGACCCUGUUGACCCUUAUAAAGGUUUUAAAUACUUAUAUUUGACUCCUCAAGAUUACAAGAAGGUGAGCGCUUUGAAUUCUGUACACUGUGAGCAUGUGGAGGAUGAAGGUGAAUCCAGAUACAAGAUAACAGUCAUCAUUGGCAAAGAAGAAGGACUUGGAGUGGAAAACCUCAGGGGAUCUGGGAUGAUUGCUGGGGAGUCCUCUUUAGCCUAUGAAGAAAUCAUCACUAUCAAUCUGGUCACGUGUCGUGCAAUUGGCAUUGGAGCGUAUUUAGUCCGACUGGGUCAAAGAACAAUCCAGGUUGAAAAUUCACAUAUCAUCCUGACAGGAGCAGGGGCUCUUAACAAAGUCCUUGGCCGAGAGGUAUAUACAUCAAACAACCAGCUGGGUGGCAUCCAGAUAAUGCAUAACAAUGGAGUAACACAUAGCACAGUUUAUGAUGAUUUUGAAGGGGUGUACAACAUUUUGCAAUGGCUUUCUUAUAUGCCCAAGUGUGUAUCCAGUCCAGUUCCCAUUCUCACACCAAAGGAUUCUAUUGACAGACUCAUAGAAUUCACUCACACCAAAACUCCUUAUGAUCCUCGAUGGAUGUUGGCAGGACGGCCUCACCCCACUCAAAAAGGGCAGUGGCUGAGUGGCUUCUUUGACUAUGGUUCUUUCAUGGAGAUCAUGCAGCCAUGGGCACAGACCGUAAUUGUUGGAAGGGCUAGGUUAGGAGGCAUACCUGUAGGAGUGGUUGCUGUGGAAACAAGAACUGUAGAGUUAAGUGUACCUGCUGAUCCUGCAAACCUGGACUCAGAAGCCAAGAUAAUCCAGCAAGCUGGCCAAGUUUGGUUUCCAGAUUCUGCCUUUAAAACUGCCCAAGCCAUCAAAGAUUUUAAUCGGGAAGGACUUCCCCUUAUGGUGUUUGCAAACUGGAGAGGGUUUUCUGGUGGAAUGAAAGAUAUGUAUGACCAAGUGCUGAAGUUUGGGGCCUACAUUGUAGAUGGUUUACGUGAAUACCGCCAGCCAGUGUUGGUAUACAUUCCUCCUCAGGCUGAACUGAGAGGAGGCUCGUGGGUAGUAAUUGACCCCACAAUAAACCCAAGACACAUGGAGAUGUAUGCUGACAAGGAAAGCAGGGGGGGUGUUUUGGAGCCAGAAGGAACAGUAGAAAUCAAAUUUAGGAGAAAAGAUUUGAUUAAGACUAUGCGACGCGUUGAUCCAGUCUACAUUCACUUGGCAGAGAAAUUAGGGACACCAGAACUCAGUACUGCUGACUGCAAAGAACUUGAGACCAAGCUGAAGGAGAGGGAAGAAUUUCUGAUACCUAUCUACCACCAAGUGGCUGUUCAGUUUGCAGACUUGCAUGACACCCCAGGCAGAAUGCAGGAAAAGGGAGUUAUUACAGAUGUUAUUGAGUGGAAGACAUCGCGCACAUUUUUCUAUUGGAGGCUAAGGAGGCUGCUUUUGGAAAAUGUUGCAAAAAAGAAGAUUCACAGUGCAAAUCCUGAACUUACAGAUGGUCAGAUACAGGCUAUGCUGAGACGAUGGUUUGUUGAAGUAGAAGGAACUGUGAAGGCCUACCUGUGGGAUAAUAAUAAGGAUGUGGUUGAGUGGCUGGAGAAGCAGCUGGCAGAAGAGGACGGUACUCGUUCUGUGGUUGAUGAAAACAUCAAGUACAUCUCCAGAGAUAAUAUCCUUAAACAAAUCCGCAGCUUGGUGCAAGAAAACCCUGAAGUCGCUAUGGAUUCCAUUGUGCACAUACAACAUAUUUCACCCACCCAAAGAGCUGAAAUUGUGCGCAUUCUGUCCACCAUGGAUUCCCCAACUUCCACCUAAAAGGCCCUUUGGUUUUUGGCAGAAAUGCCAGUAUGGUCUAAUUUAGUGGGACAACGCACAAGAAAAUCUGCAUUUCCAUCUUUAUAAAAUUGUACUGUAGUAGUUAUGUAGCACUUUAUAGACAAUGUUGACCAUAUGACAAAUUUGGAAAGACACUUAGCAAGCAUGAUAGCCUUGAGAAAUGUAAUUGUCUAUAUUAUCUUUGUUUUUAAUAGACCUCCAAUUUAUUAUUAUUUGUUUUUAACAUUCCUGCAGUAUUACAUGGUUCCCUUAAAAGCUACACAGUCAAGGCUGGUGCGAUACGUUUACAAAUGUAGACGUAAGGAGUAGACGUAAGGAAGCCAUUUUGAAUAAAACUCUUCUACUUGCACUUAGUCUUGCGGAUCACAGAUUGUCAGAAUUAGUGGGAUUUAACAUUGUAGUAUAGCUGUACAUUGAAACUGAUACCCCAUGAGGGGGAACUUUUAAAAUUGUAGUAUUUCUGCCUUAAUGGGGUGGUUCACCUUUAAGUUAACUUUUAGUAUGUUAUAGAAUGGCCAAUUCUAAGCAACUUUCCAAUUGUCUUCAUUAUUUUUUUUUUUUUUUUAUAG
This is a messenger RNA of Xenopus laevis (African clawed frog), 10115 nucleotides long. It is a transcript of the gene acaca.L, whose product is annotated as acetyl-CoA carboxylase alpha L homeolog. The record is from RefSeq and is a predicted model, not a curated record. NCBI's taxonomy places the organism in Eukaryota, Metazoa, Chordata, Amphibia, Anura, Pipidae.